Mizuhopecten yessoensis (Yesso scallop) is the source of this 979-nucleotide messenger RNA. RefSeq lists its product as uncharacterized. NCBI's taxonomy places the organism in Eukaryota, Metazoa, Mollusca, Bivalvia, Pectinida, Pectinidae. The record is from RefSeq and is a predicted model, not a curated record. Bases 235 to 882 code for a protein of 215 amino acids. The transcript has 3 exons.
CACAUACCCUACACCGGAAAUCAAUUACAGACUCAAAAUGGCUACUACGCAAAAUAUGUUAACAAAUCAUAUACUCGGCAACUUUGACGCCGAUGGAUACUGCAUUGGAUGUAGCAUGACGUGAUGUAAUGGACAAAAGUGCUAUACACAAUAAGCCAGCUGUACCAAGACGGGAACAAAGAUGGUCAAUGUUCAGGACUGAGUUGAUAUCUUCAUAUUUAUUUCCAUUCCAUAAUGAGUACGACAACAGAACAUUACAAUUUAUUAAAACUAGUCAUCUUGGUGAUGGAGUACGGUACCAAAGUACUCAAAGAGAAAGUGAAAAGCGAACUUUCAAAAGGUUACAAAACAUUUCAAGAUUUAGUGAAAGCGUCUCGCCACGACCUCAUACAUCUUCAUGAAUUGAAGCGGUGUUGUGCAUGUACUUCCUACCCUACCGCGCGACACUCUGCUAUCAGCUACAAACAGCUCGCACUGCUUCUCGACAAUGACAGAGGACAAGCCUGUACAAGGCCAAACAACGACAGAGACCAGCUCUGCACUUGUGGUUUCAAGGAAAAGAUGAAUAUCUCUGAAAACGAUAUGGAUAUCACAUUACUAUCAUGUUUUUUACUAAAUAUCAUCAAACAGGAUGACACUGUUAGAAAAUUGAUAAAGAAUCUGAGAGAUAAAAGAAACAAUUUGUUCCAUCUUAUUUCGGCAAAGGUACCGAUGGAGGAGUUCGAAACAAAAUUCCAGGACAUCGCACAUAUCAUCAAUGAAAUCGCGAAAGGAUUCGACACAGAGUUAUUUGUAACAUUUAGAAGUCAGAUGAUAGACCUCGAAAGUUCAGCAUGUUCUCCACAACAAUUACACUGUGCAAUGGAAUUGAAGACAUCAUAGAAACGAAGAGCCCCAGUAUCGACCUUGAGGACUACCUAUGUGGUCUCACUUUAGAAAACUUGAUUGGAUUUCCGGAACCAGUGCGAAAGCAGCUGAA